Messenger RNA from Balearica regulorum gibbericeps (East African grey crowned-crane), 1930 nucleotides. The record is from RefSeq and is a predicted model, not a curated record. NCBI's taxonomy places the organism in Eukaryota, Metazoa, Chordata, Aves, Gruiformes, Gruidae.
AUGUGCAAAGCUGGGGUGUGGUACGACUCGUUAGCGCAGGAGACUGAUUGCCAGGAUGCCAUCAGUGGCCUUGGGGCCACCCCGAUCCUUCGCAUGCCGGAGGGCUCUGCCUGCGUGGCCCUGCGCAGCCUCGUCUCCCAGUACUGCGGCUUUGCUUACUCUGUCCACCUCACGUCCCUGUUCUCAUGGUUGAGUCCUCGGGAGAUGACACCCUUGGGUUUUGGGCCGGGGAGGUCUCCUCGGGCUGCGUUUGUGACUGAAAGCAGUUGUGUGCUGCUUCAGCCUUGCCCUCUUUGCAGAGUUCUGGAGGAUGAGAGUCGAAUGAUUCUGGAUGCCUUUGCCCAACAAUGCAGCCGGGUUCUAAGUCUCUUAAAUUGUGGUGGAAAACUACUGGACAGCAAUCACUCUCAGUCCAUGAUUUCUUGUAUAAAGCAGGAAAACCCAAAUUAUAGUGAAAGACAAGAGCAAUGUCAGCUUGGGAAAAUGGUACAUAGUCAGACGUCAGACAUUUUAGACAUAGAGAUGCAGUAUAUGCAAAAGAAACAACAAACCUCAGCCUUUCUGAGAGUUUUUACCGAUUCCCUUCAGAACUACCUGCUUUCUGGGAGCUUCCCUUCUCAGAACACCUCAUCAGUAAAUGAUUUUAGCCAUUUGGCAGAUGUGGAUCCACUUUCAACCUCUCCAGUACACACUUUAGGUGGAUGGACAUCUCCAGCAACAUCUGAAUCUCAUGGUCACCCAUCAUCUUCUACACUUCCAGAGGAGGAAGAGGAGGAAGAGGAAGAAGGUUACUGCCCUCGGUGUCAAGAGCUAGAGCAGGAGGUAAUUUCAUUGCAACAAGAAAACGAGGAACUUCGUAGAAAAUUGGAGAGCAUUCCAGUGCCCUGCCAGACCGUUUUAGAUUAUUUGAAGACUGUACUGCAACAUCACAACCAGCUUAUGGUACCACAGCCAACAGACCAUCCGACUGAGGGGAGCAAGCAGUUGCUGAACAACUACCCUGUCUACAUCACUAGUAAACAGUGGGAUGAGGCCGUAAAUUCUUCCAAGAAAGAUGGACGACGGCUCCUUCGCUAUCUCAUCAGAUUUGUUUUCACAACCGAUGAGCUUAAGUACUCAUGCGGCCUUGGGAAAAGGAAAAGGUCAGUGCAGUCAGGAGAGACAGGUCCUGAAAGACGUCCUCUGGAUCCAGUAAAAGUAACAUGUCUCAGAGAGUUCAUUAGGAUGCAUUGUACUUCCAACCCGGACUGGUGGAUGCCAUCCGAAGAGCAAAUAAACAAGGUAUUCAGCGACGCGGUAGGACACGCUCGGCAAGGGCGUGCGGUGGGGACUUUCCUUCACAACGGGAACUCGUAUUACGAAGGGACUGACCAUCCAGGAUCACAGGACGAAGUCUUCAAUAGAGGUAUGCAAGAUGGAUCUGGCGAUUGAUGGCAGUGAGAGGAACUUCAUACAACAGUAGCAAGCACUUAAUUUAGGAGAGACUAUUUGUUAAACAUACUUACCCUACUGUCAUUUAAGAGUCCAAAGCAUGUUUGAACACAUACUGCAUACAUUUCAGCUUCUCCAUCCUACCAUGUCCCAGUUAACAGAAAGAAAUUUAUUUCAAGACCUGCUCUAUGGGACUUCUCAGUGCCUAUUAUUUGGAAAGCCUUCAUAGCACCCUCAAAGGGAAAUUGCAGUUCAUUUCAUCUAGUUCUAGAGGAAAGGUCAUUUAAAAACUGUAAAACCGUCAAAAGAAGCAGCAGCUACCAUCUUGUCUGCCUAAUGAUAACAAGCCCAGGUCUGGACCCAGAACAGCUGGGUACUCUCUGCUUUCCCUGAGUAGGAGAUGCAAGAACAAGUCUGCAUGUUUGUAACAAAAAAAAAGAAGUGGUCUCCCAUUUCCUAACAGAAAAUAGCAUAAUUAUAAAUGCUACCUUAAAAUACC